Physella acuta is the source of this 1224-nucleotide messenger RNA. RefSeq names its product mucin-21-like. The record is from RefSeq and is a predicted model, not a curated record. NCBI's taxonomy places the organism in Eukaryota, Metazoa, Mollusca, Gastropoda, Physidae.
AUGAAUAUAUUUCACAAAGACAAACAACUGCUGUGCAAUGUUUGCAAACUUUUGCGACUGCAUGCUCGACAGUUACAGGCGCUCGACAGCUACAGGCGCUCGACAGGCGCUCGACAGCUACAGGCGCUCGACAGGCGCUCGACAGCUACAGGCGCUCGACAGCUACAGGCGCUUGACAGGCGCUCGACAGGCGCUCGACAGUUACAGGCGCUCGACAGGCGCUCGACAGCUACAGGCGCUCGACAGCUACAGGCGCUCGACAGCUACAGGCGCUCGACAGGCGCUCGACAGCUACAGGCGCUCGACAGGCGCUCGACAGCUACAGGCGCUCGACAGCUACAGGCGCUCGACAGCUACAGGCGCUCGACAGCUACAGGCGCUCGACAGCUACAGGCGCUCGACAGCUACAGGCGCUCGACAGCUACAGGCGCUCGACAGCUACAGGCGCUCGACAGCUACAGGCGCUCGACAGGCGCUCGACAGCUACAGGCGCUCGACAGCUACAGGCGCUUGACAGGCGCUCGACAGGCGCUCGACAGUUACAGGCGCUCGACAGGCGCUCGACAGCUACAGGCGCUCGACAGCUACAGGCGCUCGACAGCUACAGGCGCUCGACAGGCGCUCGACAGCUACAGGCGCUCGACAGGCGCUCGACAGCUACAGGCGCUCGACAGCUACAGGCGCUCGACAGCUACAGGCGCUCGACAGCUACAGGCGCUCGACAGCUACAGGCGCUCGACAGCUACAGGCGCUCGACAGCUACAGGCGCUCGACAGCUACAGGCGCUCGACAGCUACAGGCGCUCGACAGCUACAGGCGCUCGACAGCUACAGGCGCUCGACAGGCGCUCGAGGCGCUCGACAGGCGCUCGACAGCUACAGGCGCUCGACAGGCGCUCGACAGCUACAGGCGCUCGACAGCUACAGGCGCUCGACAGCUACAGGCGCUCGACAGUUACAGGCGCUCGACAGCCGCUCGACAGCUACAGGCGCUCGACAGCUACAGGCGCUCGACAGGCGCUCGACAGCUACAGGCGCUCGACAGUUACAGGCGCUCGACAGCUACAGGCGCUCGACAGGCGCUCGACAGCUACAGGCGCUCGACAGUUACAGGCGCUCUUCAUGUUUCUACCACUGCAGCAGCUUUCUAUGCUGCCUGGGAUUUAGCUUACUUAAACACUUUUACUUUUUUUGCCAAUGUUAUAAAAAAACUACCACAUUAUGA